AUAUUUGGCAACUCCGUCCCAGACUUCUCUGGAAGUGUUGCCAGAAAAGUUGAGUCGGAAAAAAAUGGGGAAAAAAAUGUUGCGAAAAAUUUAAAUGAAAAUGUUAAAGAAAUGUUAAAUGAUUUUGAACUUUCAUAGAGUUAUGUACUAACUUACCAUAUGUUCGUUUGUUUGGUUCUGUAAAAGUAUCUCCUGCCACCGGUAAUCACUUGGAGCGGCCACUUUUGCUUUGGCGUUUUGUGCUGAUGCACUGCGACAAAAUCCAUCGCUAAAGAGUAAGCCGGAAGCAACAAACCAUCCGUACCGGAAGAAUCGCGAUCAGUGGCAGAAAAGUUAUACGGCGGGCGAUUCUGGCCUAACCAAUGUGGCACUUCCAAUGAGAAAUCAAUUGCAAGUCGUUGGAUGCUCUCAGUAUUGGUUAUUGGCGAGAUUGGGCCCGAGACAACUGUUGUCCACCCACUCUAGUCCGUUCUAGUUUGACUCUCGCCCCCCUUUGAAAAGCACACAAUCCCAAUGGAGAACUCCCAUAUACCGGAAGCUGGCCCGGACCGCAAGCGCCCUCGCCUAGAAGACGAGGAGCAGGAGCUGAAGGUGGCUGGAUUUUCCUUGAGUGCCAUCGAGGAGAUGCGCCAGACUCGGGACAAUGAGCGGCAGAGUGAGCCCAUGGACCAGCAGCUGCGACAGUUCCAGGUCCUCGACGAAGUUGGCUCCAACAGCGAUGAGGAUGAGUCAGACGACGCCAGCGAAAAGCAGAGGGGCAGCAGCAGGUACGGCGAAGCCGAAGGAGAAGGUGCUGACGAGGAAGAUGUGGGUGAUGGCGAGGGGGAAGAAUACGACUCCUCGGAUUUCGACGAUGAGGAGAUCGAAAAUCUGCUGGAUGAGAAGUUGCCCGAUGAGCUCCGAGAGUCCAAGCGGCCCAAAUACGAACAGCGUUUCAAAACUGUCUUAGAUGAAAAGCGCCACAACCACUUCGAAGUACUGCCCGAGGGAUGGGUUCAGGUGACCCAUAACAGCGGCAUGCCGCUAUUCCUGCACCGCAAAACUAGGGUUUGUUGUGCUUCCAGGCCUUACUUUCUGGGUACUGGUAGCGCCCGUAAACACGCCGUGCCACUAGGUGCCAUUCCUUGCCUCAACUACAGACGGGCCUUGGACGAGGAGUCCGAGGCGGAGCAGCAAAAACAGGAAGCGGCUCCGGCAACCGGUGUGUGUCCAUUUACGGGAGCAACAGCCGGCACUGCUCAGCCGGUGGAUGGUGGGGAGCCCAUGCAGAUGGAGGGCAAAGAGAACACUGAAGCGCAACCCGAUCCCCAGGCCCAACCAGACGCAUUGAGUGCUCUGAUGCCGGGUGCCAAAAUCGUCACAGUUAACGAAAACACACAAAAAGAGUCUGUAACGCCGGAGCAGUUGAACUCCUAUUGCCAGAACCUAUUCAAGUUCAAGGUUAUUCGCGUGCUACGCUUUCGUAGUUGGAAUGCCCGUCGAAAGUUCACCAAAAAUCGGAAGCAUAUCAAGAACAUCCAGCGGCCAACGUUGCCCGAUGGCACUAAGCUCAUUAAAUUUCCUAUCCUGGCGGCGGCCGGUGAGGGAUCCACGAACCCUCGCGGUCGAAGGGAGUGGAUUAUGAAUCCGAAUGGCAAGAGCUAUGUUUGCAUACUGCACGAGUAUGUGCAGCACGCUCUGAAGACGCAGCCCACCUACGAGUUCAAGGAGCUGCAAAAUGCCGCCACACCCUACUCUGCCACAGUGUCGGUGAAAAAUCUAAAGUAUGGCACUGGUUUCGGGACCAGCAAGAAGCAGGCCAAGUCCGAGGCGGCGCGCAUAACUCUGGAAAUACUCAUUCCCGAUGUGAAGGAUAAGAUAACUGGAAACAGCAAGGAUCAAAAGAGCGGAACAGCCAAGAAAGCUCAGAGCGAUUUGUCUGUUUUUGAUGACAUUCGCAUCGAGGAUCCGCGUGUUACUGAGUUCUGCAACAAGACGACCGAGCCUUCACCGAAUGCCAUCCUCGUGACAUGCUUGCAGCGCAACUAUGGCAGCGAUGUUCAGAUCAGCCAGGAGAUCAACCGCACGGCUAACAACAAGAACGAGUUUACAAUGACUGUGGGCAAGCACACGGCCAAGGUGGUUUGCCGUAAUAAACGCGAAGGCAAGCAGCUGGCUUCUCAGGCCAUCCUACAGAUUCUGCAUCCGCAUAUCCAAACUUGGGGCUCGCUGUUGCGCCUUUAUGGCAACAACUCCAUUAAAACAUUCAAGGAGAAGAAGUUGGAGGAACAGGAGAUCACUGUCCUGCAAAGCAAGGCGGCAGUGAAUCAGCCCAACUACGCCAUUCUGGAUAAACUGAAGUCGGAGAUGCUUAAGCUGAGCGCCAAGCAGGAGAGUGUGUUCACCAUGGGCACCUUUGUGCCGCCCAGCGACGUUGACCUGCCAACCUCCUCGGGCUCCAAUCUGAACAAUGUCGAGCUUUAGGCAGUGCUACUUAAUUCUCUCUACAACAUUGCGUUUCUCAACUAGAAUAUGACAAGAUCACACAAUCUCUUACUUUCGGAAGAUCAAAAGUGCUAAUGACAAUUUCGACGCUAUCUCUUAAGGCAAAUGAACUGAUUUCCAUUCGGCUUGUAUCACUUAAAUUGUACAAAAAUAGGGGCAAUAGCCAAUCUUCUCUGGCCAACUCAUUAUGAUCAUUUUUCCUGCGAAACCGUGUUAAAGUUUAAAGUAUAUCGAUUAAUAAACAAUGCCAAAUAGUAAUGAUUUGAUUUGAAAAUUGUCGAAUCAUGUCGAUCAAUAAAUGAAAUAUAUUAAAUAUACAUUUAUGCCCCCAUUUGUGUGAGAAUAUUUUGUGUGAAAUGUUUUCAUUGUUAAUGUAAAGCUUCCAUAACUUGUGUACUAUUUUAUGUUUUAGAGCUAUUACCACUAUAUGUUUAGAUUAACAAAUUAUUAUUAAAGCCAUGUGACUUCUAUGAACUUGCUUCUACUGGAGCACUCACCAUUUAUUUAUCA
This is a messenger RNA of Drosophila ananassae, 2994 nucleotides long. It is a transcript of the gene pasha, whose product is annotated as microprocessor complex subunit DGCR8. Gene Ontology annotation, molecular function: heme binding; primary miRNA binding; double-stranded RNA binding. NCBI's taxonomy places the organism in Eukaryota, Metazoa, Arthropoda, Insecta, Diptera, Drosophilidae. The record is from RefSeq and is a predicted model, not a curated record. Gene Ontology annotation, biological process: primary miRNA processing. Gene Ontology annotation, cellular component: microprocessor complex. The transcript is spliced from 5 exons. The coding region runs from base 514 to 2463 and encodes 649 amino acids.